Tilletiopsis washingtonensis is the source of this 1779-nucleotide messenger RNA. RefSeq lists its product as hypothetical. Bases 1 to 1779 code for a protein of 592 amino acids. Lineage: Eukaryota; Fungi; Basidiomycota; Exobasidiomycetes; Entylomatales. Gene Ontology annotation, biological process: interstrand cross-link repair. Gene Ontology annotation, cellular component: nucleus. Gene Ontology annotation, molecular function: 5'-3' exonuclease activity; 5'-flap endonuclease activity; flap-structured DNA binding. The transcript has 7 exons. The record is from RefSeq and is a predicted model, not a curated record.
AUGUUCAAGAAGAAGGAAGAAGGCGAAUCCGCGCAAGACGCCCCAGAGAGUUCGCAGACCGGUCUCCUCAAACGUCAUCUGCGCGAGACGGUCGGCGAGGUAGUGCGCAUUCCUCCCGCCACUCGCUCCCUCAUGACGCGUCUGGCGCUCGUCUACUACCGCGCUGCAGUGUCCGACGAGCGCUCUGCCCUCACCACCGCCGUGCUGGCGGAGAGCAAGCGGCGCGUGUAUCCGCAGUACGCCUUCCGCCGCAGCGAGCGACUCUUUGAAAGCCGAGAGCAUCUCAUUGCGCUGCAGCGCGCCGCCAGUGUCGAGGCGGAGGUGGAGGGUCUGCUGGAGCAGGACGGCAGCAAAGAGGCGUUUGAACGCGUCAAGACGCUCUUCGAGUCGGUGUAUGAAGAGUGGAAGAUGCACGUCCGAGACGUCGAAGCCUCCAGCGCCGGCUGCGAUCAGAGACAGUUCUACUUCCGCAAUCGAUUCCACCCAGGCUGGCCUCUGACGCGCGUAGUCUUCAAGGGCGCCACUGCCCUGGCACACUUCAAGCUGUACAAGCGCGAGGAAGAAGUGCUGCGUGCGCUUCUUGCACAACGAGCCUUUCGACGAGGGCGGCGCGGCGAGUGGUACGAUCGACUGGCGCUCAUCCUGGGCGCAUACUCGGAGCGACCUGACAAGGGCAAGGCGAGAGCGCUCGAGGUGGCAGUGCAAGGCAUCGAGGAUCCAGACACGCAUCUCAUCUAUCAAGACACGCUGCAGCGUCGCAUCGUCCGGCUGGAGUCGCAGCUGCGCAUCGCCUUCUCGCGCAAGCACGACUUUUCCUACGCCAAGCUCGCCACGUGUCGCGAGCGCAUCUUUCGAGGCACGAGACUGGACGCCAUGGCGCCGCCGCCUGCGCCGCCGAAACGAGGACCGUGGGGCAAUUCGUCUCCCUCGCCUUCUCCCGGCGCCGUCGACUCUACGAAUGAGCGGCGCGCAUUGCGCAAGCUCGUGCAGGUGGAGCGUGGACCCUCGCCCGUGAGCCCGGCGCGCCGACCGUUCAAGAUGGAGAAGGCCGUGUCGGACCCCAUGCUGCUCUCGGCGCGCGGCAGCACCGCCGCAAACGGCAGCGCCUACGUGCUGGAGGAGAGAAGGAGCAUGGCAACGGUCUGGGAGGGCCUCGACGGCAAGUCCUGUCGCGUAGAGGAUUAUGUGCUGCAGUGCUAUGCGGAGGAGGGCUUUACCGGCUUCCACUGCGAAGGCGGAGUGCUGCGCAUGAUCUUUGCGCUCGUCAUGUGGGAUGUCCUCUACGCGCCCGUCGACGGUGCAUUCGAGACGCCGUUCCAAUCCGCGCCGCUUGAUCUGGGCGAGGAUUCCUUUGCCAUAACACGCGCUCCGCAGAUCCGAGAGCGUCUGGCGCUCAUUGAAGAGACGGGUGGGCUAGCGCUCAUUCGUGAAGCAGACGAACGAGAGCGUCCGCGCCGCUCGUUCGCCAUUGGCUGUCGCUGGGAUCUCUACACGCAGCAAGACCUCCUGGAGAUUGCCGAGUGCAUGGGAGGCAAGGCGAUUGCGACAGUCUGCCAGAUGUUUGCAGAGGAGUUCAUCGCCGGCGGCUUGCCCGACCUGGUCGUGUGGCGCAUGAGCGACAAGACGGUGCGCUUCUGCGAAGUCAAGGGGCCGGGUGACUCGCUGCGCGCCAAACAGAAGAUCUGGAUCGACGUGCUCCUGCGCGCCGGCCUGCAGGUCGAGGUCAGCCUGGUGCGUGAGGGCGUGCGCAAGCGCAAGGCCGAGGCCGAGCAGGAGUAA